This is a messenger RNA of Dictyostelium purpureum, 1286 nucleotides long. RefSeq lists its product as uncharacterized. Bases 63 to 1286 code for a protein of 407 amino acids. Gene Ontology annotation, cellular component: cytoplasm. Gene Ontology annotation, molecular function: hydrolase activity, acting on ester bonds. Lineage: Eukaryota; Evosea; Eumycetozoa; Dictyosteliales; Dictyosteliaceae. The transcript has 2 exons. The record is from RefSeq and is a predicted model, not a curated record.
CAUAAACACACAAUUAUAAUUAUUAUCUGUAUAAAUAAUAUAAUUAUUUUUGUUCAAAAAAGAUGGCUAGUCUUAAAUAUAUAUAUACCAUUUAUAUCAUACUAUCUUUUAUUAUAUCUAUUUGUUUAUCGGUAUCAAUUGAACAUAAACAAACAAAAUUUUUUGGACCAACUCCAACUCCUGUAAAUAGAAAUUUACAGUUUAAUUCAGAAGGCAAAUUUAAAAUUGUUCAAUUUACAGAUUUACAUUAUGGUGAAUCCGAUAAACAAGAUGCAUCGUCCUAUAAUUCACAAACUGGUGUAUUAAAUGCCGAAACCGAUGCUGGUUUGGUAGUUAUGACUGGUGACUCUGUUAGUGGAUAUGCAUGGAAUGGUACAGAGGGUUGGUUUGCACAAAAGUGGUUACAUUUAGUUAGUCCAAUGAUUCAACACAAUAUACGUUGGGCAUUUACAUGUGGUAAUCAUGAUGAUGAAGGUGAUCUCGAUAGAACCCAAAUCGUCGAACUUGACAAUACCUUCAAUCUCUCACUUACUCAACAAGGUCCAUCCGAUAUUCAAGGUGCAACCAAUUACUAUUUGCCAAUCACUGACUCGAAUGGUGAUGUCCAAACUAUUCUUUAUUUCUUUGAUAGUGGUGAUGAUAAUUGUCAAGGCGUAGUAGGUUGGGGCUGCGUAUAUCCAGAUCAAGUCGAAUGGUAUCGUACUGUAAGUACCUCACUCCGUGAAAAAUAUGGUCGUGUUGUUCCAGCCAUCGCCUUCAUGCACAUUCCAAUCCCAGAAUAUAUGGACAUGUGGAACUUUUACACUGUCAAUGGUAGCCUUUACGAUACUGGUGUUUGCUGUUUCUCUGUAAACACUGGUUUAUUUGCAGCCUUCAAAGAAAUGGGUGAUGUAGUUUCAAUGCACUGUGGCCACGAUCACGACAAUGACUUUAUUGGUAAUUACAAUGGUGUCCAAUUAGGCUAUGGUAGAAAGAGUGGUUAUGGUGGCUAUGGUCCACCAGCUGGCUGGAAACACGGUGCUCGUGUUUUAGAAAUUACCGCUAACCCAUUCUCAAUCAAUACCUAUUUACGUUUUGAAGAUGGUACAACCGAAAUCAUUCCAGCUGUCCAUCCCCCACAAGUUAAAGAACAAUACAAUACUUGUUGUGAUACCUAUGGCUUUGUAAAUAUUACUGGUAACAACUAUUCAAAUUGUAAAACCUAUGAAGAAAAUUUCUUGGCCAAUAAUCCAAAAUUAUAUGAAAUUAAUUUAAACCAUCACAAAAAAUUAAAAAAUAAAUAUUAA